AUGCGUCUGAUCCUGCUGUCCAUCGUUGGCCUCUUGUGCCUGGCCUACGCCUUCGCCCUGAACGACAAUGGAGCCAAUCUGGAGGAUCUGCUGGGCGUGGCCCAUCACGGAGAAAACCAUGCCGAAGGAGGAGAGAGGAUUGCCCGCGGACAUGGCGGCGGAGGUUACGGCGGACAUUACGGUGGUCACGGAAACUACGGCGGUGGACACGGUCAUUAUGGAGGUGGUGGCGGACAUGGACAUCACGGUGGACACUAUGGUCGUUAG
Molecule: messenger RNA, 267 nt
Organism: Drosophila takahashii
Lineage: Eukaryota; Metazoa; Arthropoda; Insecta; Diptera; Drosophilidae
Source: RefSeq, a predicted model, not a curated record